AUGCAUAUUCAUGAACAUUUUUGGCCCCCGACGAUCCGGUAUAUCUCGGGACUCACCACUGGAGAUGUUAAUAUUCCGCUCUUGCAACGAGACGACCUCCUCAACACCGCCACCGCCGCUGGAGUUUGUCGAGCCAAACACAGCCCCCAGCUGCAAACGCUCCGGAACAGCGGCCAACGCCACCCCAGAAGACUCCACCACAGCCCCGGGCCGGUGGCCACCGACGGCGCCACCCAAGCGAACUCCACCGAACAGCCGCCAACAAAGGCCCCCAACCGAGCGACCGGCACAGACAACCACGGCAACACAGGGGGUGGUUGUCCAAAGCUAAACGUCACCUUCAGCAAGGAUAUGAAACACAACACGCGGAGUAGCUAUGCAUGUUACAGUCCUGUUGUUGACUAUGGAGUGUUGGAUUCUGGUGUCCAGAAAGAUGCCACAUGUCAGAUGAUACUGCGCUUAUCUUGUGAUGAAAUGGAGCUGAAAAAUGAAGCUCACUAUCUGAUCAUGGGGCAGGAUGAUGCAAUAUCAGUGCUCAAUAACGACGGACAACAUUUCGGGUAUGUGCUGAACAAUGACAUGUGGAUCGAGAAGAUACCAGAAGAAAAGAAAUGCAAGGCAACCAUAAGUCGCUCUGCCUGCCAUCUUCUUAAUGAAUUUCUAAAGCAACACCCCAUUAAACGCUGUGACAUUUAGAAGACAAGAUGGAAAAUAACCACUUCCAACAUCGUUAUUUGGCUCGGUAAAUCAUGUGCUUUUAUUUCUAGUGCAUACUGACAUAUAAAGAGACUGUUACAGUUGUUUGGUACAUUGGAAACUAGAGUCUGAAGCAUUUCAAUUCAGUUUUUCAUGUGUAUUGGCAAUAUGGUAGAUUCAAGUUACCCUUUAUUCUGUUACAUAGUCAAAUGGGAAGAAUUCUAUUACAAAAAUCUCUGGCAUGAUGACCUUUAACUUUUCAGUGUCACACAACCUUCAUUUUUAGGGCUACUUUUAGAGAAGCUACAUCAAGAGUGCAUUAUUGCAGUUUAAAUACUAUGUUUCAAAUGCUUCACGUGCCCCACUGUUGUUAUACACUGUACAGUUCUACUACAGAAUACUGUAUUUAGUGGCUUAAACAACACUGGCUUUUGCUCGCACAUGUUUGUAAAACCAGAAUCAUGACUCUAUAUAAAGUACAAAUGCUCUCCUGAUUCAGAAUUCAU
Molecule: messenger RNA, 1202 nt
Organism: Sinocyclocheilus anshuiensis
Lineage: Eukaryota; Metazoa; Chordata; Actinopteri; Cypriniformes; Cyprinidae
Product: complement C4-like
Exons: 5
Coding region: 1-696 (231 amino acids)
Source: RefSeq, a predicted model, not a curated record